GGGGACCGACAACCAAGCGCUAUCAAUCCUUCUCACUCAUUGAGUACUGAGACUUUUGGACUUCCAGCACACUAUAGGAGGGCCUUUGUAGGUCUAAUGGAGGAAGGCAUACUGGUGGUAGCAGAGGCGGAGGAGGAGACGGACAGCACACAGGCCAAGGUGGAGGCCAAGGUGGAGGCAGAGGAAAAAAGCAGGCGCAGAGGUGGAAGGCAGACAUGGGCAGCCUACGUUGAGCUUGAGCCGGAAGCGGACAUCGGACAUGGAGGCAGAAGCGGAAGCGGAAGCGGAAGCGGAAGCGGACAUGGACAGCAUGUGGAGCCAGAGCUGGAGGCGGAGAGCGGUUGCAGGAGUUUGAAGAUGCACGUGGGAGGCAGACAACAGACUGAGAGCGUCAAAGGCAGAUGGGGAUGUGCAGCACGCGCCACGGCAAAGGUGGAGGCAAACAUGAAGGCAGUGGCUGUGGAAGUACACUGGCAGAGGAGGGGGAAUUGCCAAAGCUAUCGAGCUGUGAGCUGUGACCUGCAUCACUUGCCUAUGGCGUACUUGAAAACUCUGGACUCUGGAGUGAUGAUGAAGUUAAGUGUUUGCAACACUUAGUGGUAGAGGACACUAUUAUACUAAGGCACUAGUGUGAACACUAUACUUCGUGUGUGAAUGAAUUAUACUAAGGCAC
Molecule: messenger RNA, 673 nt
Organism: Chara braunii
Lineage: Eukaryota; Viridiplantae; Streptophyta; Charophyceae; Charales; Characeae
Source: the annotation of a GenBank genome assembly